This is a messenger RNA of Grammomys surdaster, 621 nucleotides long. It is a transcript of the gene Ifnk, whose product is annotated as interferon kappa. Gene Ontology annotation, molecular function: cytokine activity; type I interferon receptor binding. Lineage: Eukaryota; Metazoa; Chordata; Mammalia; Rodentia; Muridae. The transcript has 2 exons. Gene Ontology annotation, cellular component: extracellular region. Gene Ontology annotation, biological process: B cell proliferation; cytokine-mediated signaling pathway; positive regulation of peptidyl-serine phosphorylation of STAT protein. The record is from RefSeq and is a predicted model, not a curated record. The coding region runs from base 1 to 621 and encodes 206 amino acids.
AUGACUCCAAAGUAUUUAUGGCCGGUGGCCCUUGUGGCUCUAUACAUUCUACCCGUCCAGUCUCUGAACUGUGCUUAUCUGGAUCAGACCAUCUUGGAAAAUUCGAAACUUCUGUAUAGCUUCAUAAAGGGCUUUCCCUUUAGAUGUCUAAAAGAUAUCACAAAUUUUAAGUUUCCGAAAGAGACUCUUCUGCCAUACAUCCAGCAUAAGAAAACGGACAUAAAUGUGGUCUUCCAUCAGGUAUCUGCUCUGUCACUAAAUAUUUUCACUCCUAAAAGCUACGUCUCCCCAGUGCCAGAGAAAAACUUGGAAAUUAUCAAAUCGGGACUUUUUAAACAAGUACGGCAAGCUCAACAGUGCUUCAUGGAAGAGAAAAAAGAGAACAGAGAGGAGUCCAGUGCAUCGAAACAUCCUCACUCAGAAGACUUCCUGAAAGUCUACCUGGAAUUAAGAAAGUAUUUCUUGAGAAUCAGAAAGUUCCUGACAAAUAAGAAACACAGUUUCUGCGCCUUGAAGAUUGUCGCAGCGGAAAUAAGAAGAUGUUUCAUGAUAUUUUACCAUUUCAAAAAUGAAAUCAGGUAUAUUUCAGAAUCACCCACCUUCAAGCAAGAACUUAGAUAA